This is a messenger RNA of Castor canadensis (American beaver), 2572 nucleotides long. It is a transcript of the gene Kctd8, whose product is annotated as potassium channel tetramerization domain containing 8. The record is from RefSeq and is a predicted model, not a curated record. Gene Ontology annotation, biological process: regulation of G protein-coupled receptor signaling pathway; protein homooligomerization. Gene Ontology annotation, molecular function: protein binding. Lineage: Eukaryota; Metazoa; Chordata; Mammalia; Rodentia; Castoridae. Gene Ontology annotation, cellular component: signaling receptor complex.
CCGCCGGCGCCCCAAAGGAGCACAGCUUCUCCGUGCGCCUCCGCCGCCGCCGCUCCCGCGGAGCUCCACUCGGGCGCAUCGCUCCCCCGAUGGAGCUCGGGCGACGCCGCUGCUGCCCGGAGCCCUGAGUCGCGCUGCCCGCCCGGAGCAUCGCGCCCCAGGGUGCAGGGCGCCCAGGCGCACGCACAAGGCAGGGGGCUGUGAGGGGUACAGGAGCCAAAAAGUGCUGCUCUCUGGGGUCACCAGGCCGGCGGAGGGAGGGGGUACCAUGGCUUUGAAGGACACGGGCAGCAGCGGCGGCACCAUCCUGCCAAUUAGCGAGAUGGUCACCUCGUCCAGCUCACCCGGCGCUUCGGCAGUCGCCGCUCCGGGGUCCUGCGCACCCUCGCUUUUCCCCGAGGUGGUGGAACUGAACGUGGGUGGCCAGGUCUAUGUGACCAAGCACUCGACGCUGCUCAGCGUCCCCGACAGCACUUUGGCCAGUAUGUUCUCGCCUUCUAGCCCCCGGGGCGGCGCUCGGCGCCGGGGAGAGUUGCCCAGGGACAGCCGGGCGCGCUUCUUCAUCGACCGGGACGGCUUCCUCUUCAGGUACGUGCUGGAUUACCUGCGGGACAAGCAGCUCGCCCUGCCCGAGCACUUCCCCGAGAAGGAGAGGCUCUUGCGCGAAGCCGAGUACUUCCAGCUUACGGACUUGGUCAAGCUGCUCUCGCCCAAGGUCACCAAACAGAACUCGCUCAACGACGAAGGCUGCCAGAGCGACCUUGAGGACAAUGUUUCGCAGGGCAGCAGUGAUGCGCUGUUGUUGCGCGGGGCGGCGGCCGCCGCACCCUCGGGCCCCGGAGCGCACGGUGGUGGCAGCGGCGGCAUGCCCGACAAGCGCUCGGGUUUCCUCACCUUGGGCUACCGCGGCUCCUACACCACGGUCCGUGACAACCAAGCGGAUGCCAAGUUCCGGCGUGUGGCGCGCAUCAUGGUGUGCGGGCGCAUAGCGCUGGCCAAGGAAGUCUUCGGGGACACACUCAAUGAGAGUCGUGACCCAGACCGGCAGCCUGAAAAGUACACGUCCCGCUUCUACCUCAAGUUCACCUACUUGGAGCAGGCGUUCGAUCGCCUGUCGGAGGCCGGCUUCCACAUGGUGGCGUGUAACUCCUCUGGCACGGCCGCCUUCGUCAAUCAGUACCGCGACGACAAGAUCUGGAGCAGCUAUACUGAGUACAUCUUUUUCCGACCACCUCAGAAAAUAGUGUCACCUAAACAAGAACAUGAAAGUAGGAAACAUGAAAAAGUCACAGAUAAAGGAAGUGAAAGUGGGACUUCUUGUAAUGAGCUCUCUACUUCCAGCUGUGACAGCCACUCAGAGGCCAGUACUCCCCAAGACAACCCACCCAAUGCUCAGCAGGCUACAGCUCACCAGCCUAACACCUUAACAUUGGAUCGCCCCUCCAAAAAGGCACCUGUGCAGUGGAUGCCUCCACCAGACAAACGCAGAAACAGUGAACUCUUUCAGACACUCAUCAGCAAGUCUCGAGAAACAAAUCUUUCCAAAAAGAAAGUCUGUGAGAAGCUAAGUGUGGAAGAAGAAAUGAAAAAGUGUAUUCAGGAUUUUAAAAAAAUCCACAUUCCAGAUUAUUUUCCAGAGCGCAAACGUCAAUGGCAAUCUGAACUGCUGCAGAAAUAUGGGUUAUAGUUAUGAUUAUAUUCCUGUGGUAUUUUGAUGACAUUCAAUGUUUACUACAGUAUCGCACCACCUGACUAAUGGUCGGUGUGAAUUUUGCUGCUCUUCCUUUUGUGAACAGUGGAUGUGGGACAGUAUUUUAUUUCAUUAUUAUUUUGUUGUUGUUGUUUUUGAAACAUGAUUUUAAAAUGAAGCCAAUAAAUGUUGAAUCAAAAUGGUUUAUCUAUCUAAUUCAAACCAUUUUGCAGGAAUGAAAGUGAAAUGUGCAUGAUCAAGAAGCUGAGAAUCCUGAUUUUUGAACUGUGGCCAACUGGACACGUUUGUCAUUUUGUAACUCACCAAAAACAAAUCAUCAUAUCACACCAACUAAAAUGACAAUAUGGGUGAAGCACCAUCAAGUAAAAAUUUUAGAUGAUGGUUUUAGGUCCCAAAUCUAAAACUGUUUAAAUGUUAAUGCAAUAAAACAAGUAUUAUUUUUUGCAUGAGCACAAUGUUACAGAUAAAACACAAGAAAUAGGAAAGAUCUGUUUGUUGCUUGGAAAGAAAAUAUUAUAAAAUUAAAGCAAAAAAAUAAGUUUCAGGCAAAGCCUAUAAAUGUAAGCUGUCUAGAAGAUUGAACUUUCUUUGUUCCAGAUGUGCGAUUUUUUUUUGUGUAUGUUUAUGGUGUUUCUGUAUGUUAAGAUGGUGUAAAUAUGCCUUAUACUGUUGUGUUGUGGCAUCGACAUUCAUCUAUUAAUGCUAGUCCUGAUUCUUUCUGUGAAAUGAGUCUUUUACAUCAGGCUGUGAAAAUUGGUAUAAUGAUGCUCUGAAAGAUCCUAUUAUUAUGUUAAUCAAAAUAAUUGAGGGAAAUGGUAAAGAGCUUUAUGUAUUUAUUAAAAAAGGAAAAAUGUGUUACAA